AGAGGGCGCAAUGACAAAAAGACGGUCAAUAGCCGGUGUUGCUGUUGGUGUUGUUGUAGCUAUUCAGAGGUUCGACGCUUAUUGUCGCCUCUGUAAAGCAAGCGCUGGAGCUGCUUGAUUGGUCAUCUGGGCGAUAAGCAGCCUAUCAGGGUACAUAAGCUGUGUACCCGAUUAUGCUGUCCAGUACUAAAGAUGUGCGCUUUUCAGCCUCAGUCUCAUUCUGCCUGUAUCCACGCAGUUAUACAUGCUCCAUUAGAUAUGGAGCUCAAUCUGACAGAUGCAGUGCCAACAAAUCAGCACCUGGGCAAUCAGCACUGCAAAACAAGGCGUCCAAAUUGCAUCGCCUUACGCCUCGAGCUGCCAUUUGCCAUAUCUUAGCGGCUCCGCACGAUGGAUCGCCGCCCGAAGUGGAGUCUCGAUGCUGCCAACGGCUUAUACGAGGACGCCCAAGACACUUUUGCGGCUGCUUGGCCUGUUUAGCUGUAAGCUGCCUCUCUCUCCUCUGUAUGUCUGUAUGUACGGCAUAUUUUUUUUUUUUUUUCGGUCAAAGAUGCCUAUCUGUGUGUUGGCCGCGGAUCAUACAAGGCACAUAUGGGGUGUAAGAGUAAGGCUAUCUCAAUCAACAGAGCAGAAUGAAUACAGAAUAAGUAAGAGACCUAAAAUACAUGAACCAAUGAGGCAGACAGAUACCACGAGACAAGCAACCUAUCAAGUCUUAUAGUAUCAUCCUCCAAUCAUUCAGCUUCUCCAAAUCGCCAUGAAUAGAAGCAUCAACAUUGGUUGCUGUACACACCACCCUCCUCAGCUACCGCAGCCUUGAUGCUCAGAAUUCACAA
Trichoderma harzianum CBS 226.95 is the source of this 836-nucleotide messenger RNA. RefSeq lists its product as hypothetical. The record is from RefSeq and is a predicted model, not a curated record. Lineage: Eukaryota; Fungi; Ascomycota; Sordariomycetes; Hypocreales; Hypocreaceae. The transcript has a single exon. The coding region runs from base 278 to 721 and encodes 147 amino acids.